Ceratina calcarata is the source of this 1584-nucleotide messenger RNA. RefSeq lists its product as uncharacterized. Lineage: Eukaryota; Metazoa; Arthropoda; Insecta; Hymenoptera; Apidae. The record is from RefSeq and is a predicted model, not a curated record. The coding region runs from base 214 to 1479 and encodes 421 amino acids. The transcript is spliced from 3 exons.
CGCGUCACCAAUAUCUCGUCAAGUACAAAGUUUGAUCAUCGCGUUUCAUUUGAUAUAAACUAAUUUCACAUUUAUCCGAGAGAACGUAGCUCAUAAUAAACCAGCUGUUGCGUUGAAGUUAGUCAAAAGAAAAAAAUUGAACGAAAAGAUGUAAAUGUAAAUUCUAAAGUAUAAAUUCUCCUAAAUGCAUCCGUGGAAUAAUUUCGUAAUUUCAUGGUUGCUGGAUAUGUGUCACUCUUGUACAGCAUUAGCGACAAACCCCUAGAGUACUGGAGCAAACAGCAUUCGCAGUCGGGUCGUAUACGUAAGAUCUUGGAUUCGGAUUUAUUAGAAAAUGUCAUCGAGAUACAGGACUUCGAGCAGCCCCACGGGUACGGCACUUCCAUCAUCUGUCCCUCUGAUUCCUCCCAGUUCCUUAACGUCGAACUACCGAUUUUGGUCGUGAUCAUAAAAAACUUGAACCUACAGUGUCGCUUGCAGAUACAGGUGGCAGACACUCAGAACUGUCUGCACCAUUUCCAAUUCACCAGCGCGGAAUCGGAGAGGCAGAACUCUAGGGGCGUAAUCUGUCGCGUCAAGGUGAAACUGGAGACCGGUUGGAACAAAUUGGAAUUGAACCUAUCGACCCUGACUCAGGCCGCGUUCAAGAGACAAUACGCCGUCACGCAGAGAAUACAGAUAUGCGGCAACUGUCGUUUACGUAGAAUAUAUUUCAUAGACAAGCACUACGAGGAACAAGAGGUCUGCCCCGAGCUGUACCACAAGUUCCUUGACUCCUACAUGCUCAAGUGGGGCAUCCGCGCCGUUGAACGAUCCACUCAGACGAACAAUAAACGGAACAAGAGCAAAGUCAAAGGCAACAAUCUCCGGCUCGUGAAAAACUUCAGUGCUGAUAAUAUCAGUAACGGUGAAGCUAGUCAGAGCAGUCCUAAGAACUCCGCCGGACGCAGGAGUUCCGCUGGACAAAGAUCGACCGACGAAGACUUUCUGAGGAACUUACAGAUCAAGACGGAUAUACUGAUCAACGAAUUUUUCGACAGACAGAGCAGCAAGAUACCACACGUGCUGGAUUUGAAACAGAACACGAAAUUGAAACCCUACGCGUUUCCGUCGGUGGCUUCGAAAUCGAAACCUCUGGGCAGUACCCGUGUUUCCGAGGACGUGUUGAAAAGGAUCAAUGUCGCGCGUACGUUCACGGAAACCUACAUAGGCAACGAGGAGAAACGAAAGGACAACAACGUCGUCCGGAUUAUACAGGAUAAUUGGAAACACAGAUACUUCGUUCCUCAGGACGAUAAAUUGAGUAAAAGCAGUUCGUUGAACCAGGCUGUAAAGAGAACAAUGUUGGAACGGAAACCAAAGUCUCUGCUCCUUUUAUCCGAACUAAAACCUGGUUCUGGGAAACUUAAGCCCGCGGAACCGCCGGCGAAAAGCGCUGACCCAGCUAAUCGUGACGAGAGUGGCACAUUUAUAAGUUAAUUGUUAGUUGACGUAACUUCAGUAUUAAUUAAUUGUAAUACGAUUAAAGUAUCGUAUUGCCCGUUGCUCUUCGGUGCGAAAUUGUAUUAGAUUAAGAAUAAGGUA